Apodemus sylvaticus (European woodmouse) is the source of this 3240-nucleotide messenger RNA. RefSeq names its product tripartite motif containing 14 (gene Trim14). Gene Ontology annotation, molecular function: protein binding; zinc ion binding. The transcript is spliced from 6 exons. The coding region runs from base 177 to 1502 and encodes 441 amino acids. NCBI's taxonomy places the organism in Eukaryota, Metazoa, Chordata, Mammalia, Rodentia, Muridae. Gene Ontology annotation, biological process: innate immune response. The record is from RefSeq and is a predicted model, not a curated record.
GUGACAAAGGGUGGAAGGGCGCUGUGCGGCAGAUCCAGCACUAGGCGGAAUCAAGCAUCAACUCUCCAGCAGGUCAUGGCCCCUCCAGCCUGCCACUGGGAGCUGGGUCGCCCGCCCCGCCCCGAGCAAGGUUUCGAUUUCUGCAUCAACCCAACCCGACCACACUGCACAGGAGAAUGGCGGCGAGCUGGACUGCCGAGGUGCCGGCGCCCGUUCAGCCCGACGGGGCGUGUGGCUGGCGCUGUCCGGAGCACAGCGAACGCCCGGCUGAGCUCUUCUGUCGCCGCUGCGGCCGUUGCGUGUGCGCGCUCUGCCCGGUUCUGGGUGCGCACCGCGGCCACCCGGUGGGCCUCGCCGAGGAGGAGGCUGCGCGCGUGCAGAAACAAAUCCAGGACUGUUUAGAGUGUUUGGCAACCAAGAAGAGGCAACACACUGACAACAUAGCCCAGCUGGAAGACGCCGGCGAAAGGCUCAAGGUCUAUGCAGACGAGAGUAAAGCCUGGCUGACACAGAAAUUCACAGAACUCCGGUUACUCCUUGAUGAGGAGGAAGUACUGGCGACAAAGUUCAUCGAGAAGAACACGCAGCUCACCCUCCAGGUGUACAGGGAGCAGGCUGAGUCUCAUAGGAAGCGAAUCGAGGUCAUGGAUGACUUCUCUAGCAGGGUGUGGGGCAUCAGCCAGGAGCCCAACCCUGUUCAGCUGCUGCAGGCAUAUGUAGCCACCAAGCCAGAGAUGGGACAGCAGAUGAGCCCCUCGGAGCUGAGCCACCCUGUGCCGCUGUCCUUCGAGCCUGUCAAGAACUUCUUUAAGGAGUUUGUGGACGCCAUCGGGAACACGCUCCAGAAACCGAUGGACAUUCGUCUAAAAGAAAAUGUAAACUGCCAACUUUCAAGCUCCUCCAGCACCAAGCCAGGCACCUUGUUGAAAACCAGCCCCUCACCAGAGAGAGCUCUCUUCUUGAAAUACGCGCGCACGCCUACGCUGGAUCCAGACACGAUGCACGCGCGCCUGCGCCUGUCGUCGGACGGGCUGACCGUACGCUGCGCGCUGUUGGGCCGCCUGGGGCCGCGUCCCGCGCCGCGGUUCGACGCGCUGCGUCAGGUGCUGGGCCGUGACGGCUUCGCAGCCGGACGCCACUACUGGGAGGUGGACGUGCAGGAGGCGGGCGUGGGCUGGUGGGUGGGCGCGGCCUACCCAUCGCUGCGGCGCCGCGGAGCUUCCGCCGCCGCGCGCCUGGGCUGCAACCGCGAGUCGUGGUGCGUGAAGCGUUACGACCUGGAGUACUGGGCCUUCCAUGACUGCCAGCGAAGCCGCCUGCGGCUCCACCGAGACCCCCACCGCCUCGGCAUCUUCCUGGACUAUGAAGCCGGCGUUCUGGCCUUCUACGACGUGGCGGGUGGCAUGAGCCACUUGCACACCUUCUACGCCACCUUCCAGGAGCCGCUCUACCCAGCCCUGAGACUCUGGGAAGGGGCCAUCACCAUCCCCCGGUUGCCCUAAGGGAGAUCGUGCUUCCUUUUCCUAGGCUAGUCCCCAGCUGUCCCCCGUGCCUCCUGCCCCCUCAACGAUGCCUUUAUAGUGCAUGUCCUGAAAGGGGCACCCCGCUGCCUGUGUCUAGAGCAGUGCCUAGAACCUCCCGGCACACAGUAGGCACACAGUAUCAGUGAAUGUCUCCCUGCAGGGGCAAGUAGUUCCUCAACAGUUGAGCCAGCUGCUCCCCAGCCACUUCAGCCUGUCCAGGUCACCUUGACCCAGAGCAUCCUCUUGCUUCUUCAUCUUCUACACUAAAACCAGGGUGAGUGUCCUGAAACUUAGCUUGGCCUCUUGGGAUUAGAGGGAGGCUCUCAAAGAGCUACAAAAACAACACAGGAAGCACUUUUCCUUGGCCUUUUUUAGCACUUUCCCCACGUCAGUCUUUUCAGACAUGCUCCAGUCAGAAGCUAGGUCAUAGUUGCACCUUUGAACCAUUGUUCGUCCCACUAUAAAUAGGAAAACCGGCUCUCUGCCUGCCUCAGUUCUCAGACUUAUCUGCCCCAAGAAGUUCCCUCCCACCCCCCAAAAACCAACCGAUUGGGCCUGCCAGUCCCUCCAUCCCACCCCCUCAAAAAACAAGUAGGCCUGUAAAUCUGGGACCUGUCAUUCCAGUUGCUUUCUAAGGACGUCUGUGUCCUUCCCUCCCAGGCACUUCCUGGGACGGCUAAUCACAGGAGAGAAAACAGUAUACUGAGAAUGGCUCAAAGGGCAGGACAUCCCAUCCCUAACGGGAGGUGCUACAUCCCCUUCACUCACAAGACCAGAGCCUUUCCCAGAGCAUGCAGGAGGGGCCAUGCCAGGCAUCUCUUACCGGGUGUUGUUACAGUCAUAUACUACAUACAAAGGUGGGAAGCGAUCCCAUUGUACACAGGGUGGGACUGGUACACGUGAUCAGGUGACUGCCCAAGGUAAGAGAAUCAGUGUUGUGGUCAGAACCUAUACUGCCCACCAGGCUGGGUUGUGGAUGUAGCAGCUCUUCUCCUUCAGUGUUAUUUGCCUCAGUUUUCCUUGGGUCGAACCUGCUUCUAGAUUACCUUCACUGGUCCCUGAAAUGAGGAUCCUUCAGGAUGAGGGACGAAAUUGUCUGAGAGGAUCUGAUUGGACUCAAUAUAAAACAGAAAGACUGGUUCUGAGCCGGGGUUUGUGCUAGCUGGAAGGCUUAGCUUCCUUCCUGUCAGCUGUGUGGCCUAAGGCAGCAUUCUGCUCAUGGUCCCCAUCUGUAAAACGUGACAGUGCCAGGAGGCUCAAACAAGCCAAAGCUAAGUUGCCUUAAAGACUAUAAUGUUGUAUCAGGCUAGGAUUUGUUAGCAUCUCCAACAGAUUCUUCCUACUUUGUCACAGUGCUGGACCACAGAUACCCAGCAGCUGGGUGGCAGCCAAGGGAGCUAACUGCCUUAAUAUUCUCAGGGCAGUCUCCCUAGCAUCCACGUUGUUGAAGGUACAAAGCAUGUGUCUUAAUGCUCUUGAUUUUGUAGAAUUUACCUCAGAGGUACACAAAUUAUUUUCCCCAGUGGUGCUUGGUCUAGAACCAGUGGCCUUACACAUGCUGAGCAAGGGCUCCGUUGAGCUAUACUCUAGUCCCAGCAGGUGUUUGUAAGAAAACGGCUUAGUCAAGGUCAGGAAGUGAAGGGCGGACACCUCUGUGACAACGGUUUUCUAAUACAUGCUGCUUUGUUUAAUAAAAUAGGAAUACUGCCCCUUGUAA